Molecule: messenger RNA, 1257 nt
Organism: Macroventuria anomochaeta
Lineage: Eukaryota; Fungi; Ascomycota; Dothideomycetes; Pleosporales; Didymellaceae
Product: branched-chain amino acid aminotransferase II
Exons: 4
Coding region: 1-1257 (418 amino acids)
Biological process (GO): L-valine biosynthetic process; L-leucine biosynthetic process
Cellular component (GO): mitochondrion
Molecular function (GO): branched-chain-amino-acid:2-oxoglutarate transaminase activity
Source: RefSeq, a predicted model, not a curated record
AUGUUGCAGCAACGGUCCUCUCGAUUGCUUUCCUCGCUCUCCAAUUGCGCCUUCCGCUCGACAGCUGCACCGCUCAGCGCAUCGCUGCGAUGUCGGACUCAGCGACCGUACAGCAUUCAUGCUGAUGCCUCCGUCGGCAACAAGAUUCAGGAUGUUGACCCGACAAAACUCAGCAUCACAAGGACGACUUCGCCGAAGGACUUGUUGCCCCCGGAGGACCUUAUCUUUGGCCGCAACUUCACAGAUCACAUGCUCUCGCUCGAAUGGACAGCUUCAGAAGGAUGGCUACCAGCGCGCAUCACACCGUACCAGAACCUGAGUCUCGACCCGGCGACCUGCGUGUUCCACUAUGCAUUCGAGUGCUUCGAGGGCAUGAAGGCCUACAAGGACAAGAGCGGUAACAUCAGACUGUUCAGGCCGGACAAGAACAUGGCUCGUCUCAACAAGUCUUCAGCACGUAUUGCGCUGCCAAACUUCGACCCAGAUGCGAUGAUCGAUCUCAUUGGCAAGUUCGUCAAGGAGGAUGCACGCUUCAUCCCUGACACACGCGGAUACUCGCUCUACCUGCGCCCGACCAUGAUUGGAACCCAGCGCACUCUCGGUGUCGGCCCUCCCGCAUCCGCGCUCCUUUACGUUAUCGCAUCGCCCGUCGGCCCCUACUACCCCACAGGCUUCAAGGCUGUGUCGCUCGAGGCAACCGAUUACGCUGUGCGCGCAUGGCCUGGCGGUGUUGGAGACAAGAAGCUUGGUGCCAACUACGCGCCCUGCAUUGUCCCACAGAUGCAGGCCGCCAGCCGUGGCUUCCACCAGAACCUCUGGUUGUUCGGCGAGGAGGAGUACGUCACCGAAGUCGGCACCAUGAACCUUUUCGCCGCGAUCAAGAACAAGGAGACUGGCCAGCCUGAGCUGCUGACUGCACCGCUCGACGGAACGAUCCUUGAGGGUGUCACACGAGACUCGAUUCUGGGUCUUGCGAGGGAGCGCCUCGAGCCCAAGGGCUGGAAGGUCCUCGAGAAGAAGUUCACAAUGAAGGACAUCGCUGAUGCGACCGACGAGGGCCGCAUGAUGGAGAUCUUCGGCGCUGGCACUGCUGCGAUUGUCAGCCCUGUGCGCAAGAUCAGCUGGAAGGGCCGUCUCGUUGACUGCGGUCUUGAGGACCAUGUUGAGGCUGGACCGAUUGCGCUCCAGAUGAAGGAAUGGAUGGAGGCUAUUCAGUACGGCGACGAGGACCACCCCUGGAGCUACAAGGUCGUCUAA